AUGGAUCAAAUCAUCUCAUAUCUUCCUCCCUUCGAGGGUCUUCUGCCCAAGUGGCUCUUGUUUGUCUCCGUUGUCUCCGCCGUCAACAGUCUACAGGCUUACUGCUCUCCCGAUUACACUUCCAAGCUCUAUACCAAUGGCGCCAUGGCCGUUGAGCCUCUCUCCGGUCGUGUCUUUGGUACCUGGACUUUCCUCUCCGCCGUCAUUCGCUUUACCGCCGCCUACAACAUUGACUCCCCUGUUGCAUACAACCUCGCUAUCUGGACCUACGGCAUUGCGCUGACCCACUUCGUUGGUGAGCUUGUUUUCGGAAAUGCUUCCCUCAAGGGACGCUUCCUUAGCCCGUUGAUUGUCGCGUCCUCGUCUGUUGCUUGGAUGUUGACUCAGCGUGAGUUCUACCUGGCUUAA
Penicillium maclennaniae is the source of this 408-nucleotide messenger RNA. Its product is annotated as Erg28 family protein. The record is from RefSeq and is a predicted model, not a curated record. Lineage: Eukaryota; Fungi; Ascomycota; Eurotiomycetes; Eurotiales; Aspergillaceae. The transcript has 2 exons. Bases 1 to 408 code for a protein of 135 amino acids. Gene Ontology annotation, molecular function: protein-macromolecule adaptor activity. Gene Ontology annotation, cellular component: endoplasmic reticulum; membrane.